Molecule: messenger RNA, 564 nt
Organism: Caenorhabditis remanei
Lineage: Eukaryota; Metazoa; Nematoda; Chromadorea; Rhabditida; Rhabditidae
Exons: 3
Coding region: 1-564 (187 amino acids)
Source: RefSeq, a predicted model, not a curated record
AUGAAACCUCUUCUUCUUGUCUUCCUCUUUGUCUUCUCGGCCGUGUCUGCCGAUGAACUCGACAAAUUCAACAACCUUCGUAGAGGAUUUGCAAAAUCUAACGCGAUGCCUGAUAUGUGGGAGCUGACGUACAGCAAGGAACUGUUAGAUAUCGCUUCUCACAUCGAGUGCCCGACCAAACCAGGUGCUAACUGGCGUUUCUUCUACCUUAACGGAGGGAAAAACGCAAGAGAUUAUGAUAAUUUCUUGAUCGAAUGGUUCAAGAAGUUCGAAAAAACAAACGCAUCAGUUGUCACCGCUCAAGUCAAGGAAUGGGAGAAAGGAACUGCAUAUUUCUUGGAAUACGUCAACCCAAUUCAAACCAAACUUGCAUGUGUUGAUAAACAAUGCACUAUUGAAUCGACAGAUCUUAGUAUCAAAAUCAACUAUAGAAGAAUGUGCUUGUUUGGACCAAAUAAUUACCUCGGAAUGACUAUGCCCAUCGAUGAGAAGUCCGGAAAAGUUCCAGGAUCGAAGUGUGGACCAAACGGAAAGAAUAACGACGGACUCUGUGUUCCUAAAUAA